AUGCGGGCCAGCGGGCUACCUUGUCACCCUCAGCCCCAGGGCCAGCGGGCUACCUUGUCACCCUCAGCCCCAGGGCCAGCGGGCUACCUUGUCACCCUCAGCCCCAGGGCCAGCGGGCUACCUUGUCACCCUCAGCCCCAGGGCCAGCGGGCUACCUUGUCACCCUCAGCCCCAGGGCCAGCGGGCUACCUUGUCACCCUCAGCCCCAGGGCCAGCGGGCUACCUUGCUACCCUCAGCCCCAGGGCCAGCGGGCUACCUUGUCACCCUCAGCCCCAGGGCCAGCGGGCUACCUUGCCACCCUCAGACCCAGGGCCAGCGGGCAACCUUGCCACCCUCAGCCCCAGGGCCAGCGGGCUACCUAUGCCACCCUCAGCCCCAGGGCCAGCGGGCUACCUUGCCACCCUCAGCCCCAGGGCCAGCGGGCAACCUUGCCACCCUCAGCCCCAGGGCCAGCGGGCUACCUUGUCACCCUCAGCCCCAGGGCCAGCGGGCUACCUUGCCACCCUCAGCCCCAGGGCCAGCGGGCUACCUUGCCACCCUCAGCCCCAGGGCCAGCGGGCAACCUUGCCACCCUCAGCCCCAGGGCCAGCGGGCUACCUUGCCACCCUCAGCCCCAGGGCCAGCGGGCUACCUUGCCACCCUCAGCCCCAGGGCCAGCGGGCUACCUUGCCACCCUCAGCCCCAGGGCCACUGGAAUAACUGAGUUUUCCACUAUGGCUUCAGAUUUCCACAUCUCUCACCAUCUCCCCAAGUAUGUAAACAGUGAGGAUUGCCAGCAGAAACAGACAAACGUGUGCAGGGUGUAA
Molecule: messenger RNA, 807 nt
Organism: Oncorhynchus tshawytscha (Chinook salmon)
Lineage: Eukaryota; Metazoa; Chordata; Actinopteri; Salmoniformes; Salmonidae
Product: basic salivary proline-rich protein 2-like
Exons: 1
Coding region: 1-807 (268 amino acids)
Source: RefSeq, a predicted model, not a curated record